This is a messenger RNA of Aureobasidium pullulans EXF-150, 3905 nucleotides long. RefSeq lists its product as uncharacterized. Gene Ontology annotation, molecular function: histone binding. Gene Ontology annotation, cellular component: nucleus; condensed chromosome, centromeric region. The coding region runs from base 72 to 3725 and encodes 1217 amino acids. NCBI's taxonomy places the organism in Eukaryota, Fungi, Ascomycota, Dothideomycetes, Dothideales, Saccotheciaceae. The record is from RefSeq and is a predicted model, not a curated record. The transcript is spliced from 2 exons. Gene Ontology annotation, biological process: mitotic chromosome condensation; meiotic chromosome condensation; mitotic cell cycle.
AGGUCUCGGUCGUUCCUUCCUGCUUGAACAACCGAAAUAUCAAACUGCCCGCAGGGUGUGCCUCACCCAACAUGGAGGCUCUCUCGGACUUUGACAUCAACGAUGCCCUCAAGACGUACCUCAACAACCCGCUGGAAACUCACACCCCCGAGGCGCAUCAAGACUUGCUGGAAUGCGAACACAACCCCGAAAACCUGACCCCCGCCCUGGUCAACACCGUCCUCAACCCCAUCGUCGAUGCCAUUACAGAAAACCCGGAAGCUGUUGCCCGCCCGGCCAACUUUGACUCGUUGCAAUUUCUGCUCAAACAAUUCUCUCUCAUCCCCACCCAAUCGCUCUCCAAGCUUCUCGAUCUCAUCCUCUCCGCUCUCUCCGCCGAGGCCGACUCCGUUCACAACGACAUCGAAGCCGAUGAACAAGAUGCCAUUCCUCAGCACAAACAACUCCUCGAGAUGCUCUCCUUCCUCCUCAUGUGGUGCUUCACCAGCGUCGAAACCAGAGUCUCAUCCGAAAAGUCCGCUGCGCCCGCCGCCCGUGGAAGAGGAGGAAAGGCUGCCGCGAAGCCCAAAGCUGGAAAGGAUGCGCCCUGGGAUCCUUCAAUGCAGAUCCAGUCUGCUCUCAACACCAUGGCGAAGGUUUUGAAGCUCAAGCUUGCCAGGAUUUUUGUCACCACCUCUGAGCGCGACACCUUCAUCGGUCUCUUCACACGACCAGUCUACCUGAUGAUGGAGAACGAAGCAAGAGUCAAGUAUACUGCUAUCAAGAUGCAUGCUUUCAAGGUCUUGUGUAUCGCCAUUAAGCACCAUGGACAUGCUUCCGGAGCUCAGACAAACAUCAUCCAGAGCCUUCUGUACUUUGAGCACUUGUCAGAGCCUAUGGCGGAGCUGCUUAACAUUCUGGCUGAACAAUACGACUACCCUCAACUCUCAGAAGAAGUUUUGCGCGAGUUGAGCAACCAGGAAUUCAGCAGCAGCGAUUUGAAGGGUCCCAAAUCUGUCUCGACCUUCAUCACAAAAUUCUCCGAACUCGCACCACGACAAGUCAUCAAGCAAGUCAUGCUCCUCGCCAAAUUGCUUGACAGCGAAUCAUACACACUGCGCUGCUCAAUCAUCGAAGUUUGUGGAAAUUUGAUUGCCAUGUUGAGCAAGCAGGAGGGCGAAGAGCGAAGCGAGAACCACAAGGGCCAAAUCAACGCUUUCUUCGAGGUCCUGGAAGAGCGUUUCCUUGACAUCAAUCCCUACUGCAGAUGCCGUGCUAUCCAAGUGUACAUGAAGCUCUGCGAUCUCGAGACGAAGUACCCGAAGCGCAGACAAACAGCAGCAGAUCUCGCUUGUCGAAGUCUCGAAGACAAGAGCAGCAAUGUUCGCAGGAAUGCCAUCAAGCUGCUUGGAAAGCUUGUCCAAACUCAUCCUUUUGCAGUUUUGCAUGGUGGUCAACUCUCGUACUCGGACUGGAACUCGCGGUUAGAAGUUUGCGAGGCGGAGCUGAAUGCUCUCAAGCCACCUCAAGAAGCCGCUGGCAUGGUCGAGCAGCAAGACGCCACGGUUGAUGAAGAGCUCUUGGAUGAUGCCACACAGAUGUCACCUGUCAAGGAGAAGCCGGCUAUGACAGAAGAGCAGAAACAAGCUGCUUUCGAGAAGGCAGCAGCUGAGGCUGUCACUUCCGAGAUGAUGAGCAAGCUUACAUUGACUCGCCGUUACUACAUCGAAGCCCUCAAGUUCAUCGAAGUCCUCCACGAAGCCUCGCCCAUCAUCACACAAUUGCUCUCGUCCAAGAACAAAUCCGAAGUUAUCGAGGCCAUGGACUACUUUGUCAUUGCAGAUGCAUACAAGAUUGAGACAUCCCGCUCAGGUAUUCGAAGAAUGUUGCGCCUCAUCUGGACCAAGGGAAACAGCGACGAAGGCAAGGGUGUCCAGGCUCAUCUCAUAGAAUGUUACAAGGGCUUGUUCUUCGAUGCUCCUAGCGGCUUCACCGCUAACGAUGCUGCAAACUUCAUCGCCAGGAAUAUGGUCAGUCUGACAUUCGGAGCAACCGCCGCCGAAUUGACGAGUCUGGAGCAAUUACUCAGCACCAUGAUGCAAUCAGACUUUAUCAAGGAUGCAACCAUCCAGAAGCUCUGGCAGAUCUACGGUAUCGAGCGCAGAGAAAUUUCAAAGAACCAGCGCCGCGGUGCCAUCAUUGUUCUCGGCAUGCUUGCCUUGGCCGAUCCUGAUAUUAUCGUCAAGGAGAUGGAGACGUGUCUUCGAAUUGGUCUUGGUGCAUACGGUAGAACGGACCUAGUUCUUGCCAAGUUCACGUGCAUUGCCUUGAUGCGUAUGAACAACCCCAAGCACACCAAAGGUAUCCAAGCAGCACCCACUUCAACAAGGCUGCCCAACGAUCAUGCAGUGCUUCAGAAACUGGCCGCCAUGGCAGAUGUCAAAUCCUCUAGCAAAGAGUGGUACGGUCUUGCCGAGCAAGUGAUCGGCGCAAUUUACGCUCUCUCAAAGCACCCUGAUGAGCUGGCCUCCGAGAUCCUGAGAUUCAAGACGAAGAAGGUGUUCGCCUCAGUUGCGGUUGUGACCAAAGCCGAGCCAGUCGAGAUUGAAGACGGCGACAUUGAGAUGAGUGGCAUGGACGACGAGCCCAUGAAAGAUGCUCUCCCGAUCAAGAAGGAAGAAGAGGACGAAAUCGAGCUACCAAAGGCUGAGGACCCUGGACUUGCUUUGUCACAACUACUUUUCACCGUCGGUCACAUCGCAAUCAAGCAAAUCGUCCAUCUGGAGUUAUGCGAAAUGGACUUCAAACGCCGAAAGAUGGACAAGGAGAAGCAAGCCACUGCUGAACCGACGCCAGCCAAGAAGGGCAAGGCAUCGAAGAAGGACGCUAAAGAUGUGAAAGAAGAAGAGCAAGAUGAUCUCGACUUGAUCACAGGCACAACCGAGGACGAUUUCACAGACGCCAUUGCUCAUGUACGUGAGCGUGAACUCCUCUUUGGACCUCACUCAUUGCUGGCCAACUUCGGACCUCUGGUGCGCGAGAUCUGUAUGAACAACACAUCGUAUGCAAGUCAGGAAUUGCAGGCUCAGGCUGCUUUGUGUUUAGCAAAGCUCAUGUGUGUCAGCUCCGAGUACUGUGAGCAGAACUUGGGCCUACUCAUUACGAUUCUCGAGAGAAGUCCUGAUGCCACAACACGCAACAACUUGGUAAUUGCACUUGGCGAUAUGGCAGUCUGCUUCAACCAUCUGAUUGAUGAGAACACCGACUACCUUUACCGCCGUCUGUCAGACAGAUCAUUACCGGUCAAGCGCACAUGUCUCAUGACAUUGACAUUCCUGAUCUUGGCUGGACAAGUCAAGGUCAAGGGACAGCUAAGUGAGAUGGCCAAGUGUGUCGAGGACAGCGAUGACAGAGUACGAGACAUGUCACGAAUGUUCUUCAGCGAGCUUGCAGGCAAGGAUAAUGCUGUUUACAACCAAUUUGUGGACAUGUUCAGCUUGCUCUCUCGCGAUGAAGAACUUGACGAGGAUCAAUUCCGCAGAAUCAUCAAGUUCUUGUCGGGCUUCAUCGAGAAAGAUAAGCAUGCAAAGCAACUCGCAAACAAACUGGCUGCAAGACUACCGAGAGCAGAAAACGAGAGGCAAUGGAAUGAUGUUGCUUAUGCGCUUGGACUUCUUCAACACAAGGAUGAAGAGAUUAUCAAGGUGGUCAAUGAGGGGUACAAGGUUGUUCAGGCUGCGGCUUGAGGGAGGCAUUCGGUGGCAAUUGCUGGGAUGGCGUUUUUGGAGCGUCACGAACUGUAUAGGUUUUCUUUCUUGUUGAUACCCAUUGAAGAAGGAAUUGUUCUACUCGUACUCGUAUUGGCAGCGUACCUACUGAUCAAGAGUGGUGUGUGGCUUGUGUUGUUGUUAUUGCCAUGUCUCGGC